AUGAAGCCCAAGGAUUUCGAAAUUCGUCUUGCGGGGAGGCAAGGAGAUAAUCCUGUGGAUGGUCUCUUGGGUAUUGAUGACUGUGCGCUGGAAUUGAAAAAGGUGGAAUUUGGUGAGUUAGCAUGCCAUUACGAUUCGAUGGCAGUCACAUCUGAAUCUUCGCAUAUUUCGCCAGAGAUUGUGAUUUACGAAUACGGAGAAAUCAGGAUCAAAUCUAGCACCCAGACUUCGCGCGACAUUAACGUCGAGAAGAUCCUAUUUCAUGGACGGGUCGUUCCCGCUUUCCUUGUCCACCGCUUCAACAUCCCAACGAACCUUCCGGGGGCAAUUAAAUGCCACAAGGAUCCUGCGAGCGUCGUUUGGAAACUAAACAUUUGCGUCAGCAGAAAAAAACCCACAUUCUCGCAUGACCCACACAUCGAGAGUUACCAAUACUCCGGGGCAAGGUCGUUCCUUCCACAUACAUUAAUAACACAACCGCAUAUUCUGCAAGGUCGAGAUGACAAACGAGGGGUUGCAUGGGAUAUAGAAUUUCCCCGGUCUUUUUUUGCAGCGGGCGAAUGUCUCUCUGGAAAGAUUACUUUGAGACGAUUUAGCGCGAAAAGCAAAUUUAGUUUACGAAAUUUGUACUUUGAACUCUCAGAGCAUGUCAUAACCCGCGCGUCUGCCAUCGCCGCAUAUGGUGAUGUACAAGAAUACCGUGGUUCCCGAACGCUAGUCAAGUCGAAGAUCGUUGUUGAUCACUCGUUCGGCAGUGAUGGCAGCCUAGCAGUGCAACUACCCAUGUCCCUACCACAAGACUGCACACCUGACUACUCCGGGCCACAUGUAUUCGUGAUGCAUCGGGUGGUGAUAAAGACUAAAUCAAAGCACGGAGUGGAGGCUGACCAUCUUACCCAAUUUCCACUGCGGAUCGUGGCGGUUGCCUUUGAAGAGCGAGUACGCCUCACAUCCGGAAAGAAGGGUACUGAAAUUAGUUCGAGGCGAAAGGAUGCUGACGACCCAGCGCCCGCUUACAUAGAAAAGGUUAUGGCAAUGGCCGGUGCGGUUUACGACCAGCCUCCGCCACCGUUUUCACCCAAGCUAUGA
Rhizoctonia solani is the source of this 1089-nucleotide messenger RNA. RefSeq lists its product as uncharacterized. The record is from RefSeq and is a predicted model, not a curated record. The transcript is spliced from 9 exons. Lineage: Eukaryota; Fungi; Basidiomycota; Agaricomycetes; Cantharellales; Ceratobasidiaceae. The coding region runs from base 1 to 1089 and encodes 362 amino acids.